Magallana angulata is the source of this 2365-nucleotide messenger RNA. Its product is annotated as activator of 90 kDa heat shock protein ATPase homolog 1-like. Gene Ontology annotation, biological process: positive regulation of ATP-dependent activity; protein folding. Bases 149 to 1183 code for a protein of 344 amino acids. Gene Ontology annotation, cellular component: cytosol. The record is from RefSeq and is a predicted model, not a curated record. The transcript is spliced from 9 exons. Lineage: Eukaryota; Metazoa; Mollusca; Bivalvia; Ostreida; Ostreidae. Gene Ontology annotation, molecular function: ATPase activator activity; protein-folding chaperone binding.
UGAGAUAGACGGCGUGAUCUACUGCAUUUCCGGCAAAAAAUUCUGGAAAGCGUGCGAAUAUUAAUAAUACAAAUCAGUAAAUUAAAGGGAAAAGAAAUACUUUUAAAGAGGGAGGGUUGAAGACCAAGCAGAUAAACCGUCACUUAGGAUGGCGAAGUGGGGAGAAGGGGAUCCACGCUGGAUUGUGGAAGAAAGACCCGAUGGAACUAACGUCAACAAUUGGCACUGGGUUGAAAAAAAUGCCACAAAUUGGUCAAAAGACAGGCUGAAAGAAUUGCUAACUGGUGUUGUAGUUGAAGAUGAUAAAUUUUUUUGUGAACUUAAGGAGGUAACAAGUAUUGAAGGCGAGGCAUCAGCAAACAACAGAAAAGCCAAAUUAAUAUUUUUCUACGAAUUUGUUAUUAAAGGAGAAUGGUCAGGUAAGUUAAAAGAUGGAGACAAGAAAAUUAAAGGGAAAUUUGAAAUACCAAACCUCAGUGAAGAAAAUGAUGCAGAUGAAAUUGAUUUCAAUGUUACAGUUUCCAAGGACUCUGAUGAAGCAUAUAAACUAAAAGAAUUCCUAAGGAAGACUGGAUUAGGUGUUAUAAGACAGAAGAUGUCAGAAUAUUUAAAUGAUUUAAAGAAUGAAUAUAGCAAAGGUGUGAUCUUGCCAACCAAAGGAGCACAACAGCAACAACAAACCCAAGCUCAAAUCAACUCCGCCACAAAUAAAGCUAGAGAGGAAAUGAACAAAAUGGUCAUCGAUUCCAAAGCAUCUAAACCAUUAGGUGUGAAAAUUCACACCAAGAAAAUUGUUGGGAAGGAAGAGUUUAAAUGCAGGGCUGAGGAUCUAUAUAGGGCACUCACUGAUGUUAAGCUGGUUCAAGCAUUUUCAGCCAGCCCUGCAGAGAUGGAAGUAGAAAAAGGAGGUCGUUUCUCCCUUCUCCAUGGAAACAUAACAGGAGAAUUUGUAGAAUUGAUACCCAAUCAGAAACUUGUUCAACGCUGGAGAGUGAAAUCCUGGCCGGAUGCACAUUAUUCCACUGUGACUUUUGAAUUUGACGAGAAAGACGAUUGUACUGUGCUUAAUUAUACCCAGACUGGUGUUCCAGACUCGGAGUACGAGAAAACGAAAGAGGGCUGGGUAAUCAAUUACUGGAACCGAAUGAAACAAGUGCUUGGAUUUGGCUCCAGUAUUUUUUGACGAAGGUGGAAGGAAUUAUUCUUCAGAGUUACAAAGAUUAUUUUCAGAUUCAGGUCUUGAUUGUCAAUAAGUUAUGGAAGAAGUGGACCAGUGUAGAAGAAAGGGAAAGAAAAGGAAUUUUUUUAUCCAUCUUACAACAGGUCCAAUUUUUACCAUCUAGCUGUGACACAAUUUCAUAGUUUUGGCAAUGUGUAAUUUUUUUUAUCAUGGUAAAUUGAUAUUUUUAAAUUAUGUAAAGUAAUGCAAAUAUACAUUAAACCUUUUUCCUGGUUUUAUUUAAACAUGUACCAAAUAUUCAAAGAUAACAGAAAAAAUAUAAUAUGUUGUGUUAAAAAAAAUUUAGAAAAAUGAUGCUUCACUCUUCCGUGCUGUAGAAGGAGAAAUUUUCUUGGGGGAAUAAAAUGCCAUGAAGUUUUAAUAUGGUUCUCAUUAAUAUGGUUAUAUUUCAAAUAUGAAAUUAUAUCCCCACAUAACGAUUUGAAAUCACAAGUUAAGGAAUUUAUUUUUAAUCCCAUUAAAAAUUCUGCUUCUACAGCAAUGCUCUUAAUUGUGUAAAAGUAUUUUGAUGUUUUUGUCAUAAAUAGUUGUUGAUAUACAAAAUACACAUGCACAGAUAUAGAAAGGGGGGCAGGUCUGGGGCCCCCUGCAAAAUUCAAAUUUCUUAAAAUUACGUUUGAUUUAUAGAAUUACCAAAAAUAUGCUUCGGACCCCCCUGACAAACUCAAAUAAAUGUGGGACCCACCCGAAAAAAUUUUCUUGAUCCGCGCAGGAUACAUGUUCUAGUAAAUAAAUUCAACAUAUUUCAACUGUUGGUGUGUUGUAUAUUAGACAUCAAAAGAGUAUACAAGUUAAAAUUAAAUUAAUUUAUAUCAUAUCUCAGAACUGUUGACUGGAAAUUAUGCAUUACCUUGUAUCGAACUAUAACAUUUUUUAAGUGUAUUUUUAUUUGAUGUGUUUGAUUGCAUUUAGACUGAAUGCCCACUGUGAAAGACUUCUAGCUUCUUUGUCAUUUCAACUUCUUUUGUCAUUUAAACAUACUGUAUAAGGAUAUUGCAUUUCAUUUGGAGCUUAUUUGCCAUUUCCAAUUGUGAAAAAAGGGAUUUUAAGAUGACAAAAUUUUCAAUAUCUCCACCUAAAUUUGUUACAGGGUAUAAACUUGGCAUUGUUUUAUAUACAACCCCC